Calliphora vicina (urban bluebottle blowfly) is the source of this 3423-nucleotide messenger RNA. RefSeq names its product HEAT repeat-containing protein 6. NCBI's taxonomy places the organism in Eukaryota, Metazoa, Arthropoda, Insecta, Diptera, Calliphoridae. The transcript is spliced from 2 exons. The record is from RefSeq and is a predicted model, not a curated record. Bases 25 to 3297 code for a protein of 1090 amino acids.
AUCACUAGAUUGGCAACACUGAUAAUGGAGAGCUCGCAAUUGACUGCAGAAAAUAUUUUAUGCCAUCUGCGUCAAAAUCGUUCGAAUAAAAAAGAUUUGCAAAUUUUAACACUAUUAGAAAUCGCAGAAAAAAAUGGUUGUGAAAAUAAAACUCAACAAUAUAAAAUUCUUGAAGAGUUCUUCCAAAUACUUACUAGUGCCACCACGAAACGUACGACAAUUGAUGAUGCCAUCGGUAGUGUUAUUUGGUUAACAUAUUUGCAGGAGCAAAAUAAACUUCCCAGUUUGAACGAAUCUCAAUUCAAAAAUGCGUUGGAAUGGAUUUUGGAGCAAUAUCAAUCUAUUGAAAAUAACAUAGAUUCUGUUUGCAGAAUAUUAAUUGCUCUGGGCAGUCUUUUUUUAUUACAUCCGGCUAAUGGUGAUAAAUAUUUUGUUCGGACGCUUAAGGUUAUAUUAAGGCAUAUUUCAUGUCAUACGGAUGCCUUUCUUUUGAUAACUGCUUUACAAAGUAUGGACAAACUUCUGAGUACUUUAAACGAUGUAAAACUUUCAGAAGAACAAAGUGCAGCCUGUAACGAAGCUGGUCAUAAAUUAUUGCAACUGCACUAUGGUGACACAAAGAUUGUUGUGAACAGUUUUAACGUAUCAGUUGUGAUUCUAUGUACUUUACAAACAUUGCAUAAAAUAGUUACUCUUGAUUCGAAUUUCGCCAAACUUCAGGUUUCUGAAUUGUUUGGACUAUCAAAGACAUAUUUUCAUUUUGGUGUUGAUGCGAGUGAACCAGCUUUAUUAAGGCCACAAAAGGUUUCUAUGUCGCAGCAGACUCUUUACGAUUCGGCGGAAGAAAUUGAAACAGUUAUAAAUUCAGAAAAUGCACGAAGUUGUGGGGGAAAAACACCUAAAACUCGGAAACCUAGGGCAGUCGCAAAAAAUACACGUUUGAAUGAGUAUAAAACAGUUAAUCCUACACCCGAAAACCGAACUGACACCUUAGUAUUCGAUAUGAAAAUAAGCGACUCUGAGGUGUCUGAACCGGAAAAUGCCACGAAUCGUAUUUUGUUUGAGCGAAGCAGAAACGCAAAGAUCCGACUUGCUUCUAUUAGCUUAGUUGGUGCAAUAUCAAGACUUCUAGAGCGUAAAACACUUUUUGGAUAUUGGCACGCAUUAUUCCCGAAUGGAACAGCUGACUCAAUUGACAAUUUACUAUAUAUUGCCCAACAUGAUCCUAAUUUACGGUGUCGCAGUGCAGCUCUACAAGUUUGUGCUCAUCUACUUUACGGAUCGAAAGGCUUUUUGCACCAGGCUGAAAUUAACGUCAAACGAUGUCCAACAACAUUUAUACCACUUUCAGUAAGCUUAGGAUAUAGAGUACUCGCCAUUUUCAAAUCACUUGCUACAAUACUAUCUUCAGAAUCAUCGCUGCCUGUGUUGACGCAGGCCCUCAAAUGUCUAGCGGUUUUAGUACAGGCAUCCCCAUUCCAACAGUUUGAAAAAGGUUUUGUGCAAAACUUUGUGAGAGAUGUUAAACCCCUAGUUUAUCAUCGUGAUGCAGCCGUUCAGGUAUCUGCUCUAAUGGUAAUGGAAUUUUUGGUAGCCUUGCCGGAAACAACAGGCGACAUUGCCGAAGCUGUAGGACUUCCGCCAGAGGCAGCAACGAAAAAGAGAUCAAAAUUACAACAUUUGACUGACAAAGAAGAUGAUAUUGUUGAUAUUGAGGAAUUUGUUGAAUCCGAGGAGGACAUUUGCGAUGAUCAAAAUACAGAUGGAGCAACAAAUGAAAACUUCAAUAUAACUCAUAGUACAGAGGGUACGUCUUGGUUACUGAGGCGCGUAUUGUAUAAUUUAACCAAGCAUGAGAAAGUGUUGGCUACCGCAGUGCGUAUCGAAAGUCUGCAAGUCCUAAUAGUAAUGAGUUCACAUUUUGCAAUGAUUAAGCCACACUUGACAAGGGUAUCGGACGUAUUGCAGCACAGUUUAAACGAUAUAUUGCCAGAUGUACGCCUGUAUGCUGCACGAUGUAUUGAUGCAUGUGCUUACGAAAUUAGUCGUUAUCUAUUGGAUAAUGCAUCGUGUUCUGAAAUUGAAAUACGUGAAUGCUAUAAAUUUUGGUCGACUAUGAUGCCAAUUGUUGUGGGUCACAUUGCACGAGAUUCUGAAGAAAUGACAACGGUGCGCAUUACCUUGUGCGAUGCCCUAUCAAACAUUGGUGUUCUAAUGUAUGAACAUACUCCACACCCCAGCCAAAUUAGUCUGCUGAGUUUUUUAUCAGGCGUUAGUAGUGACAGUUCAGAAGAUACCAUAGUACGAGCAGCUGCAGUUAGAGCUUUGGCUGUAUUCGCUUUAUACCCAUCAUUACGCGGUGAUUUAGUUUUUAUAGAAAAUACUGCAGAAUUAACACUUCGUCUAGUAAAAGAUUCGAAUUUGGUGGUACGUGUAAAGAGUUUCUGGUCUCUUGGGAAUAUAAGUGAUGCUCUUAUUGAGAAGGGAACAACAGAGGUGUCGCAUCUAAGACAGGAACGAAUUUCGGAUGACUUGCUUUAUCGUCUUAUAACUGCAGCGACCACGGCUUGUAGCGACAACGACAAGGUCCGUUGCAAUGCUGUACGAACUUUAGGAAAUCUCUUGAGAUUAUUGACCGACGAACAUUUCAGCAGCGAGAAUAAAAAAUUUAAUUGGGGCCAAACAUUUGCAAAAUCCAUUUGUAAGCUAACCGAUUGUAUUCGGUCGUCGGGCAAUGCCAAAGUAAAAUGGAACACUUGCUACGCAAUUAGCAAUCUAAUGCGUAAUCGCACCAUAUUCAAAGUGGGCGAUCUAAAUUGGCAGGAAACACUCUAUUCGGCUUUAUGUCACGUAAUCGUCCAUCAUUCCAACUUCAAAGUAAGAAUUAACGCCUCGACCGCCAUUACAAAUAUUACAGAGAGGUCACAUUUCGGUGUUUAUUAUGAAAAGUUUUGGUCGUCUGUGUUGGAGGCAAUAGAGCAAUCGUAUAAUUUGGAUAGUUUCCACGAAUACAAUCAUCGCGACAGUCUUCAGGAACAGCUCUGCUUGGCUCUAUCCCACCUUAUUAGGCUUGCCAGCAAUGAUGAUUUGCCAUUGCUAAAGAAACAUAUUUUGCCGCAUGUAGAAAUUAUACGCAACACCUGGAAACGUGUCAUAAAUCGUAUGGUACCCGAAAAGGCAGCACCCCUCUUAUCCUGUCCAGUUGUUUUGCUAGAGCGCGGUAAACUUCACAACGCCUUGUCCGUGGAACAAAAGAAUACUAUAGAAUUUUUAACAGAAAUAUUUAGCACAGAAUAGAAAUAAUAACACAUUCGUCGUUCGAUAUAUUUGUUUGUAAUUAUAUUAUAUUUUUCAUUUUUAUUUCAACAUUUUGGCAAUAAAAUAUUUCUUUGUAUGUAUUACGUACUAGAAAUAAAACUAGAA